UGGGUCUCUUGCAAUCUUGCCAUCAAUUCGUGCUUAAACACAUGCAUGCAUGCGUACGUGCAGACUUUACAGCGAUGGUCGACGCAAAACCUCCAUUGGUGUGCAUAAGCUUAGAGACAUGCAUGCAAUAUUUGCUACCUCUUGAUUUGCAUGGUGUAUGUAUGAGUCGUGUGUUUCUUGUUCCUGACUAACAAAGGUCGCCUUACGAUGAUGGAGGCGGAGCAGCAUCAGAUGAUGGAGCGCCUGCCGCCAGGCUUCCGGUUCUUCCCGACGGACGAGGAGCUCAUCACCUGCUACCUCGCCAGGAAGGUCACGGACGCCAGCUUCACCGCGGCAGCCAUCCGCGACGUCGACUUGUACAAGUCCGAGCCAUGGGACCUGCCAUGCCAGCAGCAGCAGGCGGCGGCCGGAGGAGACCAUCAGCAGGAGUGUUGCUACUUCUUCUGCACGAGGGGCAGCAAGUAUCCGUCCGGCGUGCGCGCCCGCCGCGCGACACGGCUCGGGUACUGGAAGUCGACGGGGAAGGACAAGGCCGUGUACAGCGGGGCCGGCCGCCUCGUCGGGACGAAGAAGACGCUGGUGUUCUACGGCGGCAGGGCACCCCGGGGGAAGAAGACCGGCUGGGUCAUGCAUGAGUACGCGCUCGGGGAGAGGAGCAGCUCCGCCCUCCUCAGAGGAGCACAGAGUGAGUGGGUCAUUUGCAGGGUGUUUAUGAAGAAGCAUCCGACGAGCGACAAGUGGGUGGAAACGGAGACAGUGCGUGAUCAGCACGCCUCUCCAGGUCAUCUCUUUUCGAUGACGCCGGACAGUCGUUGCAACGGUAAUGGUGAGCAGGACCCGGCGGUACCGGUUUUCUCCGACCCACGGCGGCACGCGGCGGCCAACCACUCCGGUGCCCAUACCAUGGAUGGCGACGUGAAGGACCAUCAUCAUCAUCAUAUGGGACAUGAGUUGCUGGCGGUGAACCACAGUAGUUCAAGUUGUGCCUCGCCAUCUUGGCCUAUCCAUGAUGACCAGCUGGGAGCGCAUUGCUCCACAUUGCAUGUCAUGCAGAUGCAGUCCGAUCAUGCAGAUUAUUAUCUGCUAGAGUUUCUGGAGUAUGACGGCCUCUGAAACAUACUUACAAAUACUCACGUAUCUAUAUCGGAUAACUUAUCCGAUAUGCGCUGGAUAUUCAGCGAAUAUGUAUCCACAAGUAUUCGAACAAAAAUAAAUAUUAAAAAUUUGGAUACUCAUUGUAUACUUGUGGGAUACAUUUAGAAUACGGCACAAUCCAGUCUGGUCCAGUCGCAUCUCCCAACCGCAUAACUUAAUGACAUUGCAUCUCCUAGCACAUCUCCCACUCCCAGCCGCAUCUCCCUCGCAUCCCUCUCAUUCGUCACCACCACGCCCGCAACACCGGCGGCGACACCCUCCACCACCUGCCAACGAUGACGGCUACGACAACUUGCCGGAGCGCAGCGCUGAUUUGCAGGACACCAGCGGUGAGGUGGACCGCCGUGCCGAGAUCACCUCCGCCUCCAUUGGCUCUCUUCACCUCGACGGGCUCUGUUGGAACUUUGGUUUUUGAAAGCAAAUAUAUUCCAUGCGUGUGACCCCAGAUCCAUAGAUCAAAUGGUCAAUAGGGUACAUGUAUGCAUUAGACAUGAGUUCUGACGGACGUGCAUGGAUGUUUUAUGUUUCCUAAACAAAACUGCAAAGCACUUGCAAGGUAUGUGAG
Phragmites australis (common reed) is the source of this 1720-nucleotide messenger RNA. RefSeq names its product NAC domain-containing protein 87-like. Gene Ontology annotation, molecular function: DNA binding. NCBI's taxonomy places the organism in Eukaryota, Viridiplantae, Streptophyta, Magnoliopsida, Poales, Poaceae. The coding region runs from base 208 to 1113 and encodes 301 amino acids. The transcript has 4 exons. Gene Ontology annotation, biological process: regulation of DNA-templated transcription. The record is from RefSeq and is a predicted model, not a curated record.